AGAAAUGGACGUGGAAGAACUACGGGAGCUUUUCAUUGCUGAGCCGGACUUCUGCCCCUCGUGUGGCGCUAUACUGAUUCUUCCACUGGCUGGUGAAACUGUCACUUGUAAAUUGUGUACAUUCAGUAUAUCUAUAAGUAAUUUAAUUGGUCGAGUAACAGAGUACUCUAUGGAUAUAACACCCAGAGGAGCUUACUUAGCACUGAAGAUGGAUCUUAAUAAAGGGAGUGAGCUGGGUCAGAUGGAUAAUGAUCGAGAAUGUAGUAAGUGUGGUAACCUCGGCAUGUACUACACUACAAUGCAGUUAAGAUCAGCAGAUGAAGGACAAACCAUUUUUUACAUCUGUUCAAAGUGCAAGUAAGUUCAAUAUUGGCAUGAAACACUGAU
Molecule: messenger RNA, 387 nt
Organism: Cherax quadricarinatus
Lineage: Eukaryota; Metazoa; Arthropoda; Malacostraca; Decapoda; Parastacidae
Source: RefSeq, a predicted model, not a curated record